Molecule: messenger RNA, 4353 nt
Organism: Rhodotorula toruloides NP11
Lineage: Eukaryota; Fungi; Basidiomycota; Microbotryomycetes; Sporidiobolales; Sporidiobolaceae
Product: cell wall biogenesis protein phosphatase, Ssd1
Exons: 4
Coding region: 1-4353 (1450 amino acids)
Cellular component (GO): P-body; exosome (RNase complex)
Molecular function (GO): 3'-5'-RNA exonuclease activity; RNA binding
Source: RefSeq, a predicted model, not a curated record
AUGUCGUCGCCGACAGACACGACCAAGACGGCGCCAGGCUCAACUGGCAACAAGGACGACUCGCGGUCUGGCCAGCAGUCGAACCGCAAGCAAGCUGCAUCGCCCAACUCGCCUGCUCGCAACCGCUCUCAGCACGACCGAAAGCGCUCGACCUCGCGCGGUAACGGCGGCGCAUCCUCUCCGACGAACGAGAGGAAGCCGCAGAACCAGCAGGGAGGUGGAGGAGGGGCAGGAGGCUCGCAUGGUCGCAGGUCGAGUCGUGGUGGCGGACAUGCAGGAAACGGUGGCGGCGCUUCAGGCCGUCGAUCGAGCGGAGGAGCACACGGCGGCUCGAGCGGCGGCCAGCAGCACCACCGACGCGAGUCGCAGCAGAACGACGGGCUCGCCAACCUUCAGAACGUGAUCUCCGAUAUGCCUCCUCCUUCGGGCGGUUCUGCGCGCUCUUCGUCCUCCCAGCCUAGCUCGCCUGCCCGCCAACGCUCCCAGCCAGGCGGUGGACUCCGCAAGAACCCCUCGGGCCCAUCUGUUCCCAGCAUCUCGGCUCCGCCUCCCUCCCUUCCUCCCGCCGCCAACACGCUGAACCCGACUGCCGGCGGCUUCCAGCCCGGCAUGCUCGGCCCUAUCCACGACAUGAUCGAUGAAGGACUCGUCACGCCGACCGCCUCGCGUUUCGACCUUAUGACCGGCAUGCCUCGCUCGCCGACCGCUCCUUCGACUCUUCCUGAUGCUGGCACCGGUUUCGGCGGUGUCGCUGCGCUCAAUCAGAGCGCUUUCGUCUUCCCGCCGCCUCAGCCCGCGACGCAAGGUCUCGGCAUCUCGAACCAGCAGCAACAGGCGCUCGCACUCCAGCAGCAGCAGUUCCAGCUCGCUCAGCUCGCGGCCGGGAUGAACCCUGCGCUGACGGGUGCGGGCGGUGGUCUGGACGAGGCGAGCGAGCUCAUCGCGGAGCAGCUUGCCAUCCAGCAGCAGCUCGAGAACCUCCGACUGCAGCAGGAGAGCCUCAUGGCUCGCUUCGGCGACAUGCAAGCGACUCUUACCGGCCAGGCCGCCCCGCCUGUCUCUGCGCCUCUGCCUUCCGGUCCUUCUGGCCAGCACCGCCGCGUCUCGUCGUCGAGCGGUCACCAGCACCAGCCGUCUGGCGCGAUGGGCUCGUUCGGCCUUCCCGGCGGUGCUGGAGCGGCAUCCGGUCAGCAACAGCUUCCGAAGGGCCACGGACGGCGUCACUCAGUCCAGACGGGCAAGACAGCGCCAGGCGGCGCAAACGGCUCGACUGCAGCGCCGAGCGGUAAUGGCGGUUUCGGUACUGGCUUUCAGUUCCCGCCGCGACCGCAAGGACAGCAGCAGGGCACGCCGACGCAGCAGCCUCGCUUCCUCGAGGAAGACCCCUUCGCGAGCGGAAACGACAGCCCGAGCGGUGGCCGCACGAUGGGCCACCACCGUCGCCAGAGCGGCAGCGUCUCGAGUCUCGGCGGCUGGUCAAUGAACAUGAGCCAGUCGAGCACGAACAACCUCGCCGAGGCGCAGGCGCACUUGCAGGCUCUCGGUGCUUACCGUGCUUCGUCCGGUCACGCUCGCGUCCCCUCCUUCGGCAUGUCGGCGAUCGGUCCGGGCGGACAGGGCGGUCCUGGACAGCUUGCGAUGGCAGGCUAUGGCGGCGGCAUCCCUCAACCCGGCUUGGGCGGCCCGAACGGCCAGAACCAGAUGCGCAAGACGCUCUUCGCUCCCUACCUCCCUCAAGCCAGCAUCCCGCCUCUCCUCGCUGCCGGCAAGCUUGUUAUCGGCACCCUGCGCGUCAACAAGCGCAACCGCUCCGACGCCUACGUCGCCACGGACGUUCUCGAUGCCGACAUCUACAUCUGUGGCUCGAAGGACCGCAACCGCGCGCUCGAGGGCGACAUUGUCGCUGUUGAGCUGCUCGACGUUGACGAGGUUUGGGGGACGAAGAAGGACAAGGAGGAAAAGAAGCGCAGGAAGGAGGAGCAGGCGUCCUACGAUCCCAAGACGGCGCGCGACCUCCGCAAGCAGGACAAGAAGAAGGACGACGUCGAGGUCGAGGGUCAGGGUCUCUUGCUCUUCGAGGACGAGGAGGUUACGGACGAGACGAAGCCACAAUUCGCCGGCCACGUCGUCGCAGUCCUCGAGCGCGCGCCUGGCCAGCUCUUCAGCGGAAUGCUCGGCGUCCUUCGUCCGAGCUCGGCGGCGACGCAGCAGAAGCAGGACGCCGAGCGUCGCGAGCGCGAGGGCGUCGACUUGCGCGGCGGUCACGGCCAGUCGAACGGUUCGACUCAGCCGCCGCCCAAGAUCAUCUGGUUCCGCCCGACCGACAAGCGUGUCCCGCUCAUCGCCAUACCGACCGAACAGGCGCCUGCCGAUUUCGUCGAGCACUCGGAGAAGUACUCCGACCGCCUCUUCGUCGCCUGCAUCAAGCGCUGGCCGAUCACGUCGCUUCACCCGUUCGGCCAACUCGUCGAGGAGCUCGGCCCCAUUGGCGACAUCGAGACGGAGACGAACGCUCUCCUCAAGGACUGCAACUUUACCGCUGAGGACUUCUCCGACUCGGUCAACAAGUGCUUGCCGCAGACGCCUUGGUCGAUUCCCGAGCGUGAGCUCCAGCCGGAUGUGAGGCGCGACUUGCGCGACAAGCGUGUCUUCACCAUCGACCCCGAGACGGCCAAGGACCUCGACGACGCCCUGCACAUCAUCCAGAACGAGGACGGUACCUUCGAAGUUGGCGUGCACAUCGCCGACGUCUCGCACUUUGUCAAGCCGAAUACUCCGCUCGACCGCGAGGCCCGCAAGCGCGCGACGACCGUCUAUCUUGUCCAACGCGCCGUGCCUAUGCUCCCGCCCACCCUGUCUGAGGAGCUCUGCUCGCUCAACGCCGGCUCGGACAAGCUCACUUUCUCCGUCAUCUACACGCUCACGCCCGAGGGCCAAAUCGUCUCGACCUGGUUCGGCAAGACCGUCAUCAACUCGAAGGUCAAGCUCGCCUACUCGGAUGCUCAGCAUGUCAUCGACAAUGGCACGCUGCCCGAGGGCAAGAUCGCCGACGCUGAGCUGCGCGAGGGUGUCGAGACGGACGUGAAGCGCCUCGCCGGCAUCGCCAAGCACCUUCGUCAUCGCCGCUUCGAAAGCGGCGCGCUCCGCAUUGACAACGUCAAGGUCUCGUUCCGCCUCGACGAGUUCGGCCUGCCGGUCGACGCCCACGAGUACGCGCGCAAGGAGGCGAACGAGCUCAUCGAGGAGUUCAUGUUGAUGGCGAACAUCGCCGUCGCCGGCAAGAUCGCAUCUGGCCUGCCCGACCAGUCUCUCCUGCGUCGUCACGAGGAGCCGAUCGACCGUCGCCUCGACGCGUUCGUCCAACGCAUGCGCCGCCUCGGCCUCGACAUCGACGGCAGCUCGUCGCACGCCCUGAUGGACUCUAUCGUCAAGAUCACGGACCCGGGCGAGCGCCUCACUCUCCAGCACCUUAGCACCCGCUCGAUGCAGCGCGCCAAGUACUUCUGCACCGGCAUGCUCGACAUCUCCAAGUACCGCCACUACGCCCUCAACGUCCCUCUCUACACGCACUUCACCUCGCCGAUUCGCCGGUACGCCGACGUGAUUGUUCACCGCCAGCUCGAGGCCGUCCUCGCCGCUCAAGCUGCCGCCGCGUCUGCCGAGGCGCCGACGGAGGCCAAGUUCUCGCUCGACGCCGAGGCGGUCUCCAAGAUCGCGCAGACUUGCAACGUCAAGAAGGAGGCCGCUCGCCUCGCUCAGGAGCAGUCGCAGCACCUCUUCCUCUGCGUCCUCAUCGACGACUUGACGAAGCGCUACGGUCCUGUCAUUCGCUACGGCACCGUCAUCGGCGUCCUUGACCAGGCCUUUGACGUUCUCGUCAGCGAGUUCGGCGUUGAGAAGCGCGUGCACGUCGAUCAGAUGCCUGUCGAGAGCACCGUCUAUGACGAGCGCGAGAACUCGCUCCAGAUCUUCUGGAAGAAGGGCGUCGACGUUCUCGCGUGGCUCGCCGAGUCGAAUCAGGACGAGCACCUCAAGCGCCUACGCGCCCACGCGCACCACCACUCGAAGAUGAUGGAGGCCGACAGCGGCAAGGGCGAGGCGGAGAGCAGGCUCUUCGACGACGACGAGGACGAGGAGGAGGGCGAGAUCAAGCAGGAGCGGCGUGUUCUCGAGACGGAGCAGCACAGGAAGUCGCGCGAUCGCACUCCGCUCAAGUUCCAGAACCUCAACACCGAGCACGGCCACUGCGCGCAGACGGUCAAGACUCUCGACGUCGUGCCCGUCAUCGUUUCUGCCGACACCACCAAGAGCCCGCCCGUCCUCCGCGUCGUCGCCGUCUCGCCCUUCGCCUGA